GCUGUAGAAAGGCACAUGCAACCAAAGUAAUCUGGAAAGGACGACAAGUGUGACCCUGUCUGCAUUGAAAUCAGAGCUUCCUUGCCGCUGCCACUACGGUCACACUAGCACGCCCACGUUUGCUCCUUCCAGCUGCUGGUAUAUCUGUUGCCCGAGGGAGCAGUCAUGGAGCAGUCUCGGCCGCAGGCGAGAUCCUCCUCAGCCUCCACAGGGGGCGGGGUCGGCAAGCCCCAGGACUCUGGGCUCCUCACGCGCGACGACUUCGACGGCGGACCCGUGAGCAUCGACGAAGUGGACACAGGACUGUUUUUGGGCAACCUUACGGCCGCCACACACAUGGAGACGCUGCGCUCCUUCAAGAUCACCCACAUCCUGACGCUGGACUCGGUGCCCCUGCCGCAGCACAUCCUGGAGGCCAGCUUUCUUACCACCAAGUACAUACAGAUUGCCGACAUGCCGCGCGAGGACAUCCUGCAGCAUCUGGAGGGCUGUGUGGACUUCAUCAGCGCCGCGUUGGCCCAGCAGGGCAAUGUCCUGGUGCACUGCUACUUUGGCGUCAGUCGCAGCUCCUCCACGGUCAUCGCCUACAUGAUGAAGCGCCACAACCUGGACUUCCUGCCCGCCUACGCUGUCAAGUCCAAGCGCCGCUUCGUCCAGCCUAACGCCGGAUUCGUCAGCCAACUGAAGCUCUUCCGGCGCAUGGGCUGCAAGAUCGAUCCGAGCUGCCAGCGCUACAAGAUCCACCGCCUCCGCUUGGCCGGCGAGCAGAUGCGCAAGGCCAAGAUCCUGCCGCAGAGCUUCCACAAUGUGGUCCGCCCAGAUCCGGACAUCACGCGCGAGAACCCGGAGCCCAUUGUCUUCCGCUGUCGUCGGUGUCGCCGCGUCCUGGCCUCCAAAUCCCAUGUGCUGGAGCACAAACCGCGCGACAGGCCACCAUCGCAGGAGGUGGUGGAGGUGGAGCCCCAGCCCCAACCCCAGCUUAAGGCCAAGCCCACCAAGGAGGAAGGACCUGAGCAGCCCAGUGCAGGUGGUCCUCGCAUGCUGGAGCAGCUGGCCGAGCGCAUCCGGCAGUCGUCAUUGGGUUCGCCCAACCAUGAGGGCACCCCCAACCAUUGCCGCAGCAUAUUGUUUGUGGAGCCCAUUGCCUGGAUGCACCGCAUCAUGCUGAACACCCAGGGCCGCCUGUACUGUCCCAAGUGCGAGCAGAAACUGGGAAAUUUUAGCUGGAUCAACGCCUGCAAGUGUCCUUGCGGGGAGACGAUGACCCCGGCAUUUUACCUGAUACCUUCCAAGGUGGAGCUCUCCAAGGCCGUGCAGAAUGUGCAGACCACAGUUUAGGUGCUGUUUGCACGAAAAAGAAGGAGAUGGCAUCACAGUUCCGGGACAGAAAUGGAAUUACCAGCGAACACCUAGACUCAUGCCCAUGUCCACUGUCGCUUCAUUGUUUGUAGUCCCUGCUAAGUUUCAAGUAGAUCAAUCUAUAGAAACAUUGUGGUAUCUGCAAUAUCACGGUUUUAAGAAAUAUCACAUUUUCAAGUCUUAAUUUAAAAUAUCUUCUUAAGUACUCCAUUUGAUUGGCAUGCACAACAAAAGAUGCCCUUUCCUAGAAUGAUUUAUUUUUUAUUUCAUAAUUUAGGGAUAAGAUUUUGUUGAACCUUAAAAAAACUGUACAUACUUUGUAAGUACCAACCACUUUGUUACAUUGUAAUAUAUAGAAUUUUAUAAAUUUUGUAAUCCUUUUAAAAGUAAUGACAGUUUGGGAGUCACAUUUCCCAGCGAUUUCAAGAAUAUGUCGAAAAUACAUACGAAUGUGACCGUAUCGUUUGGAGUUUAACAAUUUUGAGCCAUCUUCAAAAUAGAUUUUAUUAAUUACAAUAUUUGACCCACAGAGAAGGUGAUCAUGUUAAAAAUGGCUGCUGAAAUAAGCAAAACAAAUGUCAUGAGUGACGACAAUCUUCAAUGUACACCAAUCAAAUGGCCUCUUCGGAAGAUGUUUAAAUUGAAGUAAUUUGAAGUUGUGACUUUCUUCAAAUCGUUAUAUCUUAAAUACUGCACUCCUAGAAACAAAACAUAGGUAUGCAGUUGUGCGUAUGAGUCUCACUUUUUUGUCCUGUGCUGUGAGUCGGCUGCACACAACAGUCCUGAUUAAACACCGUGCUAAAAUAUCGCCACCAAUCAAUAUUUGAAAAGAAACUCUUGGAAUCGACUCGAAAUCGGUUAUGAGAUCUGUCGUCAUGUCACAGUAUCAAAGCUUAAGCGAACAGGGCAUUGUCUUCGAUGGAUACCCCCCAAAAAAAAUAUUUAAAUUGUAAAUUGUAAAACUAACAUAUCUGAGAAACUAACUUCGGAUUCAAGUUAGUCGGCAAAAUGCACUUUUUGUAGACAUAAGAAAUAAUCAAAGCAAAGAGCAUUGAUUCCUUUCCAAAUGGCAAAAUACCACUGACAAAUCGAGUUGAGAUAAGAUGUUGUUUCAUUUUAUAUAGUUAGCCAAACCAUUUGCCGAUAUUAUAAAAUUAUACACGUACAUACAUAUGUACAUUGUUGGAAAUCAUGAUAAAACCAAAUCAAUUUUGCUGUUCCGUAUGCAUUUGCAUAGCUUUUUGCAUGUUACCGACACACAAACGAAACACACACCCAAACUAUAAAUGUAUUUUAGAUAUUUUAAACUUUUUGGAAAGUGUUUUACGCGAAACUAAAGAAAGAAACCAAAUAUUUUCAAUGACAAUAUCUAAAUUUACGCGAUAAAUGUUAUAGUAAAAAGUC
Messenger RNA from Drosophila gunungcola (fruit fly), 2763 nucleotides. RefSeq names its product dual specificity protein phosphatase MPK-4 (gene MKP-4). The record is from RefSeq and is a predicted model, not a curated record. Gene Ontology annotation, biological process: protein dephosphorylation. Gene Ontology annotation, cellular component: nucleus. Gene Ontology annotation, molecular function: protein tyrosine/serine/threonine phosphatase activity. NCBI's taxonomy places the organism in Eukaryota, Metazoa, Arthropoda, Insecta, Diptera, Drosophilidae.